Molecule: messenger RNA, 674 nt
Organism: Episyrphus balteatus (marmalade hoverfly)
Lineage: Eukaryota; Metazoa; Arthropoda; Insecta; Diptera; Syrphidae
Gene: osi
Product: electron transfer flavoprotein regulatory factor 1
Exons: 2
Coding region: 151-402 (83 amino acids)
Biological process (GO): respiratory electron transport chain
Cellular component (GO): mitochondrion
Source: RefSeq, a predicted model, not a curated record
AAAAAAAAAGAACCGACGAAAGAAAAACCCGGAAAAACUUCUUCAUUCUUGAAAAAUAUUUUUCACACUGCGAACAUCGAUUACGUUUUACAUAAAUACAUAAAUUAAAUUUUUUUCCGAAAAAAACAACUUUUUCUCUAUUGCGUUCUAAUGUCGUCUGAAGUACGCACAAAAGUUCUUCAAUUGUAUAAACAACUCAUUUUUCUCGGCCGAGAAUAUCCCGGUGGAGCUGACAAAUUCCGUCAGCAGUGCCAUGAUGCAUUUAUAAAAAACAAACAUGUCCAAGAUCCGAAGCAAAUUAUGGCUUUGGUCGCCAAAGGACGUUAUGUCGCCAAGGAGCUCGAAGCACUUUAUUCUCUUAAGAAAUAUCGUGCAAUGAAACAACGUUAUCAAAAAAAUUAAAAAUAAUUUGUAAACAUUUUGAUGCCAUUAGUUUGAAAAAUCACUAAAUUCCUUGCAAGAGUUUUGUGUUUGUCGGAAGUACAAAUUGGCUUCAAGUUUUUUUUUUUUUAUUUGCUUUUUAUUAAUCGAAUUUCUUCCAAAGACUCUUGUUUUUUCUUAUAAUAUUGUUAGUUUUAUGUGUUUUUAUACAUUUUUGUUUUUGUGCAUCGAUUGUUAACCAAAAAAUGAGACAAAUAAAUUGAUGUGGUAGGUUAUUCCAAGACUGAUACAAA